This is a messenger RNA of Solea senegalensis (Senegalese sole), 1564 nucleotides long. It is a transcript of the gene hao2, whose product is annotated as hydroxyacid oxidase 2 (long chain). Gene Ontology annotation, molecular function: oxidoreductase activity; FMN binding. The coding region runs from base 129 to 1238 and encodes 369 amino acids. The transcript has 9 exons. Lineage: Eukaryota; Metazoa; Chordata; Actinopteri; Pleuronectiformes; Soleidae. The record is from RefSeq and is a predicted model, not a curated record.
GUGGGGACGGGGGUCGCCCUCUGACACGACCCUGUCACAUGAGAAGGACACCAUCACUCACCGUAAGCUGUCAAAGUAGCUCAGUAUAAGGUUAUGAGUCUGUCGUCAGGAGAGAAGAUCUGCUGAGAAUGAACAUUUGUAAUCAAGAGGGAGGUCACUGUGCAGAGAUGCCUUUAGUUUGUCUGACAGAUUUUGAGCAGUAUGCAAAGGAGCAUCUCUCAAAGGCCACCUGGGAUUAUUACGCAGCUGGAGCCGACGAAUGCUGCACCAGGGACGACAAUCUACUGGCGUACAAAAGGAUCCGUCUGAGGCCUCGCAUCCUGCGGGACGUGUCAGUGAGCGACACACGCACCACAGUGCAGGGAACAGAAAUCAGUUUUCCAGUUGGUAUUGCACCCACUGCCUUUCACUGCCUGGCCUGGCAUGAAGGAGAGGUGGCCACAGCUCGAGCCACAGAGGCAGUCAACACCUGCUACAUCGCCAGUACCUACUCCACCUGCUCAGUGGAGGAGAUUGCGGCAGCUGCACCCAACGGUUACCGCUGGUUCCAGCUCUACGUCUACCGGGACCGGAAGCUGUCUGAGCAGAUCGUGCACCGCGUCGAGGCACUCGGCUUCAAGGCCCUGGUCCUCACCGUCGACGUGCCCUACACCGGGAAGCGUCGCAACGACAUCCGCAACCAUUUCAAGCUCCCGCCUCACCUCAAGGUCAAGAACUUUGAUGGAGUGUUCCAGGAGACUGCAGUCCCAGAGGAGUAUGGGAUCCCGGCCAACACCUUGGACCCAUCCAUCAGCUGGAAGGACGUGUACUGGCUGCAGUCCAUCACCCGACUGCCUGUAAUCAUCAAAGGCAUCCUGACCAAGGAGGACGCCGAGCUGGCCGUGGAGCACGGCGUCCAGGGCAUCAUUGUGUCAAACCACGGCGGGAGACAGCUGGACGGCGGCCCAGCAACGAUUGAUGCACUGUCAGAGAUCGUGGACACGGUGCAGGGCAGGAUCGAGGUUUAUCUGGACGGAGGCAUCAGGACAGGAAGUGAUGUUUUGAAAGCACUGGCCUUGGGAGCCAAGUGUGUUUUCAUUGGCCGUCCAGCAGUGUGGGGCCUUGCAUACAAGGGUGAGGAGGGAGUGAGGGACGUUCUGCAAAUCUUGAACGAUGAGUUCCGUCUCUCCAUGGUUUUAUCAGGUUGCAGGAAUGUGUCUGAAAUCAACAGGAACCUUGUUCAGGCCUCUAAACUCUGACCAGCAGAGGGCAGCACUGGCCCUCUGAGAAAGACUUCCCCGUAAAGGCAUCUUUUAUAAAACUUUUUAUAAAACACGACAUGAAGAACAUGUUCAUGCCAGAAUGAACGAGUGAGUGUGUGAGAGGUUGAGGAAGUGAUGGUGGAAGUUCUAGCAGGUGACAUGGUGAAGGUUUUAGUGAAUGUUGGAUUGAAGGGAAUCAAAGCAGUUAUUGCAAAAAAACCAACUUCUUUUGGGUUUGAAUGUAAUGAAAGUUACAAAUAAUGACAUAUACUAUGGUUUGAGAUGCUGCCAAUGGUUGUGAUUUAAUAAACAGCUGAUGAAGA